Phytophthora sojae is the source of this 1491-nucleotide messenger RNA. RefSeq lists its product as hypothetical. Lineage: Eukaryota; Oomycota; Peronosporomycetes; Peronosporales; Peronosporaceae. The transcript has 2 exons. Bases 1 to 1491 code for a protein of 496 amino acids. The record is from RefSeq and is a predicted model, not a curated record.
AUGGUAUCCCGUGCUUCGAUUCUAGCGAGUACUCGAGUGGUUCCGCUGUCUGUGGCCUCGUUCACCUUCUCCACAGUCUCCCCAGGCGCAAGUAUCCGAGAUGCAGUGGCCAUCCGAGACGCCGUCGUCUCCAAGUUCUACAUCGACCUCCUUCCACGCCCAGAACACAAGCGCCUUCGCCACUACAGCAGCCAGCUACAACUCAAUCUCCAAUGGAAAUUGGCAGCCAGGAUCCAGCUCCAAGUGUUCCGCAACUCCAUCGCCUGCGUCGUCACUGCAGUGUGCGUGAACGGCUGCUACUACGCAGGGAACAUCUUCUCCCUCAAGCCUUCCGCCGAGCAAUCGCGGCCGGAAUUCCUCAUGGCGUUACUGGUGUGGACAGCGCUGAUCCACAGCGCCAAUAUGACGGUCGCCUACAUCCCUAUGCUGGCCAGCCAGCGCUUCCUCGAGUCCCCGAACAGCAAACCAGCGUUCACCACUGGCGUUUCACUCGCUGGGAACAGAAUCUACUACGAAGAAACGUGCCAAGGGAGAGACCAACGCAGCGCCAUGAGCGAAGUGUCCGUGCGAAGGCUGUCUACCAACCCGCAGUAUCGACGUCGACCUCCCUUACGAAAACCCCGAAACUACGGCGUAUCGAGCUUCUGGCGAGAGUAUGUUAUGAAGUCCCCGACGGUUCUGCGUAUCGCGCUGGCUGGGAGAUUUGUACACAUUGUGGCGUGGUACAGAGUGCUGGAUCGAGGCACGGGGGUCGUCAUGGGCUUCACGAUGCUUGGUAUCGUCGUCAAGCUCGGACUUCAAGAGGCUGCGAGGCACUACAUCCUCUCAACGCGGAUUCGCAGUAUCCACACCAUGUGCAUCCUCGUUGGCGUCCCCACUGUGCUCAUCGAUACCCAGUCACGAAUAGUGCUGCUGGGCACUCAAACCAAUACGAUCCUCGUCUCCGGAACCUUCGCGAUGGUGGCGGCGGAGAUUUGCCUGCGAGUUGGGAAAGCAGCGUACGUGGCGUGGAAGAUCCGACGUCGUGCUGCUGCGUUAGAGAUCACACUAUCGAGUCUUAGCGGAAACUCCGGGCGUAGAGAGUCCUCGCAGUUGUCGCUGAAGAUGGAGUUUGAGUUGUGGAGGAGGCAGGUGCUGUCCUACCACACCGCAGAGGUGACGGCCGAAAUGUACGCCGAGUACAUCGCCAUCGCGUGCUCCCAGUCGAUUAUUUUCUGGUUCGCAGGGCAUCCGUUUUACCCGGCGCUGCAACUGGAAGCAGGGAGCGGGUUGUCGGAGAUUGACGUCGCGAGGUGGCGGUUCAACCAGGUGGCCAUGCUGGGGUUCCAGUUCGUCGUGGAGAUCUUCGUGGACUACUUGUGCGUGGUCUUGGAGAUGGCGGCAGGCAUCGACUUCGACCGCAUUGGCAGUCUCAGUACGUUCUUGGGCAUGCUGUUCAUGACGAUGGCUGCUAUCAACAUCAACAUUUCAAGUGUAGUGUAUCUGAGCUGA